AUGGCCGCCGCAGAAACGCGCAGGCUGCUUGAGCAGCUGAUGGGCGAGCAGCUCAUGAGCGGAACCGACCAGCGCGCGCCCCAGCUAAACAUUAACGACACCAAGGUCUGUCGCUCUUACCUCGUAGGCAACUGCCCCCAUGACCUCUUCACCAACACCAAGAACGAACUGGGUCCCUGCUCCAAGGUGCACAACGAGGCGCUCCGGACCGAGUACCAGGAGGCAGACGCGGAACAGAAGCGCAAGUGGGGAUUCGAGUUUGACUACAUGCGCGACAUGCAGCAUCACAUUGACAGCUGUAAUCGCAAGAUAGACACUGCCCAGCGCCGCCUAGAAAAGACGCCUGAAGAGAUCAGGCAGACCAACGCUCUUCUCAAAGCGAUUAACGAACUGACCAAAUCGAUCGACGCCGGUAUGCUCGAGAUCCAAAUCAUGGGCGAGGAAGGCAUGGUCAACAUGGCCGUCCAAGAGUUCACCAAGGUCCGUUACAAGAAAGCCGAGAAGGAGGAGCGAGAGAGGGAGCUUCGCGCUCUGUCAGACACCGGAGGUCCAUCUGGACACCAGAAGCUUCAAGUGUGCGACGUAUGUGGUGCGUAUCUCAGCCGUCUUGACAAUGAUCGGCGUCUAGCAGACCACUUCUACGGAAAGAUGCAUCUCGGCUAUGCUCAAAUGCGCAAGUCCUACGAAGCCCUGUCCAAGGAGCUCAAGGACCGCCAGCCACCCCGCAAUUCCUACGCUCCCUCCGGCGGCGACAUGGACCGAGGCGGCGGUGGAGGCUGGGGAGGAGGUGGUGGAGGAUACGGCGGCGGUGGCUUCCGUGGUGGACGUGGAGGUCGUCGCGGAGGCAGAAGAGGCGCUUGGUAA
Messenger RNA from Alternaria ventricosa, 864 nucleotides. RefSeq lists its product as uncharacterized. The transcript is spliced from 3 exons. The coding region runs from base 1 to 864 and encodes 287 amino acids. Gene Ontology annotation, biological process: mRNA splice site recognition. The record is from RefSeq and is a predicted model, not a curated record. Gene Ontology annotation, cellular component: U1 snRNP; U2-type prespliceosome. NCBI's taxonomy places the organism in Eukaryota, Fungi, Ascomycota, Dothideomycetes, Pleosporales, Pleosporaceae. Gene Ontology annotation, molecular function: mRNA binding.